Molecule: messenger RNA, 927 nt
Organism: Galeopterus variegatus (Sunda flying lemur)
Lineage: Eukaryota; Metazoa; Chordata; Mammalia; Dermoptera; Cynocephalidae
Biological process (GO): protein ubiquitination
Cellular component (GO): anaphase-promoting complex; cytosol; kinetochore
Source: RefSeq, a predicted model, not a curated record
AUGGCAGAGCAGCCCUUUGGGGAUGUGGCCGUGAUUCUAGCACCUGCCCGCCUCCUGUGCCUGGCCCGGCUCUUCACGUUCACCCUGCCCGCUCUUUCCUCUUCCCUGCCAGGGCCACUGCCCUUGCCGUUGCCCUUGCUGGGAAUACUGUCCCCAAGACUCUCACGCCUCCUCCUUUCCUUUGCUCAGUGCGCAGCGCCCCCCGAAGGCCACAUCCCUCCAGACCUGGUCUUCACCCUCUGCUGUCGCAGCCUCGGUGCCUGGUACACACCUGCCCCUGGUCGAGCAUGUGGACACCUUCGGGAGUCGAUCCAGGGUCUUUCUCUGCCCUCUGUCCCCCGGGUGGUCUUGUUCUCAGCUGUGGCUUUGGUGGCCUCUUCUGAGAAGGGGAUGUGCGGUGAGGACUCCACCCACGGUCCCUCGAGUUCCCGGGAGCUUCACAAUGUCCCCAGACGGGUGGCUUUGCCCUCACCAUCAUCCUCAGCUGGGGGGGCCAGUGGAUGUUCUGUCCCUGGACCUGGUUUCCAUGUCUCAGACCUUGCCCCACCAUGGAAAGCCCUCACCUACCCCAAAGGCGCUGGAGAGAUGUUCGAAGAUGCAAGAUUCCUCCGUGAAUCUGUUUUCAGCUAUCGCGUGGCACCCACGCUUAAUACAGUGAAACGUGCUCAGGAGGCUGUGCGCGUGGAAAAGCCAGCUGGCUUGGGAGAAGGGCUGGAGGUUUCAACUGUCGAGCAGCUGCUGGGGGCCACACCCUCUUCAGGCCGAGGCUGCCCGGUGGCCACCUCUGGGGCACAGCAGGUGCAGAGCCAGCGAGGGACGUCCUCGCAGCUGACACAGCCACCAGGAAGUCACAGCCACAGUGUGGACGUGUUCGCUCACAUCCAGACUUGGUUUCUCUCUGUCUGUUCACAGGCAACAGACACUUAA